Messenger RNA from Alnus glutinosa, 607 nucleotides. RefSeq lists its product as uncharacterized. The record is from RefSeq and is a predicted model, not a curated record. The transcript is spliced from 2 exons. NCBI's taxonomy places the organism in Eukaryota, Viridiplantae, Streptophyta, Magnoliopsida, Fagales, Betulaceae. The coding region runs from base 3 to 497 and encodes 164 amino acids.
UAAUGGUGAAUCAUGUCAAACCUCAAUUUCUUGGGCCAUGCAGGUGGGCUCCACUCAGCAUGGUGCCUAGCCUGAGAAGAGUUGCAGGUUCAUUUAUUCCGAGCAGGAAGGUUUUUUCAGGUGUCGGUGGCAUGAAUGUUGUUCUGGCGUGUCUUCGGCUUUUCUGGUCGUGUUUUCCCUUUUUUGACCGUAUCUUUGAUGCCAAAUUUAAGAGUUUCUGUCGGCUUCUUCAAGACACGCGCCCCUCAGUAGUGUCCAACGCCUCCCUCUGGUCCAAUUGCCUCUUUCCUCGGCCGUGUCGGGCGUCAGUGCAUGGCGCGUGGCCAGCAUGCGCCACAGAGGUUUCUCUCCCUAGGCUGUGUCUGCAGGUCAUGCUCUACUUUCCAAGUCGAGAGGAGUGUCUACCGGGUGAUUGCUGGUGGUCGACUGGCUUUCAAGGCUUCCGGCGGUGGCGCGUGUUUUGCACGCGCCACCUCCAGCGAUGGUGGCGUUCCUAGCAGCAAUAGCUCUGAUUUAAUGUUCUAGUUUUUUCAGUUUUUUUGUAGUUUUUUUUUCUUGGGAAAAAUACACAUAACUCCCUUAAACUACCACAUCAUUGUCAAUGUAU